AUGGAGGAGGUCAAAAGUGCUCCUUUGAACCACCUCAAUUCGAAAGAGGAUUUCCUCCGCCGAGUGCAGACGGCAGACAGUGUCUUUCUGCCCCGCGAUGUGUUCGAAGCCCUUUACCUCUCCCCUGAGCGUAAUGUGCCCGGAGACCUGAGGAAGAAGUUUGGUAACCCGACGCCGGCCGCUCUCAUUGGCUUCGUCAUGUCUGCGACUCCGUACGCUGCCGCAAACAUGGGCUGGCGUGGUGCAGGAGGUUUAGGAGGCGCCCUCAUCCCAAACAUGAUCUUCUUCGGCGGUGUUCUCCAGAUCCUGGGCGCCAUCGCCGAAUGGAUCCUGGGCAACACCUUCUCCAUGUGCUUAUUCUUCACCUAUGGUACUUUCUGGAUCGUGGCCGGCACUCAGCUCAUUCCGUGGUUCGGCGUUGGAGUCCAAUACUCCACCACAGGAGACUCGUUCCAUGGCAUGACUGAACCAAGCUAUUACGCUACUGUCGGAUUCUACUAUCUCUCGCUCGCCAUGAUCACCACCAUCUUCACCAUCUGCUCUCUGCGGACCAACAUCGUCUUCUUCUCCGCGCUUUUCACCCUGAUCUUCGCCUUCGGCUGUGCCGCGGGAGCUUUCUGGAACCUGGCACUCGGAAACGUCGCCCUGGGCGGCAAGUUGACUAUAGCAGCAGGAGCGUUCACCUUCGCCCUGACGAUGAUGGUGUGGUACCUCCUCACGGUGCAAUUGCUGGAAUGCGUCGACUUCCCGAUCACACUGCCUGUGGGCGAUCUCUCGCGGUUCAUCAAGGGCAAGAGUGAAAGGACCGCGAAGAAAAUCGCCGGCAGCGCAACUGAUAGUGGGAGCUAG
This is a messenger RNA of Fonsecaea erecta, 849 nucleotides long. RefSeq lists its product as hypothetical. The transcript is spliced from 5 exons. NCBI's taxonomy places the organism in Eukaryota, Fungi, Ascomycota, Eurotiomycetes, Chaetothyriales, Herpotrichiellaceae. The record is from RefSeq and is a predicted model, not a curated record. Gene Ontology annotation, cellular component: plasma membrane. The coding region runs from base 1 to 849 and encodes 282 amino acids. Gene Ontology annotation, molecular function: acetate transmembrane transporter activity.